This is a messenger RNA of Zasmidium cellare ATCC 36951, 2268 nucleotides long. RefSeq lists its product as uncharacterized. The transcript is spliced from 2 exons. The coding region runs from base 1 to 2268 and encodes 755 amino acids. NCBI's taxonomy places the organism in Eukaryota, Fungi, Ascomycota, Dothideomycetes, Mycosphaerellales, Mycosphaerellaceae. The record is from RefSeq and is a predicted model, not a curated record.
AUGAAUGGCGACUCUGAGGGCGACGGCGAAGAUGCGUUGGCGUUUCGCCGGAACCGCGGUCGCUCCGGUCGAAGACUCUCUCCAGCCAUAAGGGCAGAUCUAGAGCAGAUCACAGCUCCUGCGCGCCAACGUCCAUACAUUCCACGCUCGGUGGACCGUUCGCGAGACACGCAAGCUCCAGUCAUCGAAGUCUCCUCGGAUCCUCCGGUACGGGAGGUCGUGAAUCUUGUCUCUGAUGAUGGUCCCUCGGCACCCAUAGAACUUUCGUCUGAUUCACACCAAGGCGACUCGCCCAUCCUUCUAGAAGAUCGGAAUGGCUUCGAUCAUCCAGAAAACGACAUCAUAUCUUGGAACAGCCCUCCCCCUAUCCAGUCGACCAGCCCAGGAACAGAUCAGCAUGAGAACUUACAUGCCCAGAACGUAUGGAGCGGGCCAGUGCACGACCAAGCCUCCUGGAAAAGCCCUGUACACGAUCGACCCACGAGACCACAAGACUAUCAGCCCGAGAACAUGCUCAGCUCUCCGGGAUCAUCGUCUCUCUCAGAUAUCUCAACCGACAGUAGGGUCGGCCAACAGAUUGCUACUCCAUUACCUAGCAGCUACAGACUCCGUUCUCGUAGGGAGACACAGCUGAAGCCAUUCAGCUCCUAUGCGAAGAAAGAGCGCGCGCUCUUCGGUACUCGGGUCGUCGCCAUAGGCGACAAGACUGAAGAGAUACCAAUCGACAGCGACGGCAGCUCGGACGAACAAGAGACAGAACAGUCGAACUUACACUCAGAGCCCCACUCCAGCUUUGAAUCCGACGAGGAUAUGGAAGACGAAGCGACGGACCUGAGCUCAGAAGUUUCCGAUCUCUCCGAGCUCAACACCUUCCAUUACGCACGACCCGAGGACCGUCGUGGAGAGGAUGACGAUGACACUGAUGACCCGACAAUUCUAGGGAACGAUGAGGAGGAGCUUUGGCUGGCUCGAAGCAAUCCUGUUGAAGAGUGGAUCGAGCGAGAUGUUCUGGACUAUCUGAACAAUCAACAAGACUCAGGAGUAGAGGGCAAGGAGAGCUCCGAGGAUGGUGCGUACGGUAGCAAGACGUCCUUCACCCACGGGCAAAGCCCGGCAAUUUGGGACCGACCUAUUGCCUCUUCCAGCAAAGGACCAAUGAUCCCAUGGCCAGAGCAGCAAGCCACCAGCGAAGGCCCAGACCUGCAUGGCGAAGAUCCGGAUGAGCAUUUGCCACUUCAUCUUGCUCAUACCCCGUCUCCCUGGCCUACUAACCUGUCCGGCUCCAACGACCCUAGGGAUAAACUCCGCCGCGCCAAAGCGCUUCGCACCUCCCCUGCCGCCCUAUCGAAGGCAUGUGAAGACCAACCGCCUAUAUUACUAAUGAGCCUGUCCGAGAACCGACUUAGCGUCGAAUGUGUCGACUGUCCUAUCUUUGCAAACAUCGUACGGGUCAUUCCAAAGGUUGUCGCCGACAAGCAAAAUACAAACACAUACGCUUCAUAUGCUCUCCAGCUUUUGAAGAUGUUUGGGACCGGACAGAUGUACUGUGGAGAGGCCCUGGUCGGUGGCAAACGUAUGCUGCAACAUUGUCAGGAGCUCAGCCGCCCGGUCAACCACCAGUGCCUAUUCUAUUACAUCGCCACACGACAAAACAGAAAGACUACAUUUGUAUCCAUGGGCAUCGACGACCGCAUUAUCACAGCCCUUUGCUCAAGCUACCCUGUCAACGUGAUCGACGGCCUGGCGAAAUUGAUCGAGCAUUACCUACAGUGCUUGUUUCAGCUACUGCCGGCAAAAAUGCUACGAAUGUGGCUGCCCAACGAGGUACCACUACGUCCGGAGAUUGGGUUGAACGUCCAGCCACCAAUUGGCCCACUCGGUGCUCCUUCUGCAGUCUUCCAUACACAGGCGUCAACGGACCCCGAGGUCAGGAGCUACUACGACGACAAGACGAAGGCCAAAGAGCACAAGCGCCCAGCACCACAGGCAUCUCAUUCUCGGAUGUAUUUCUGGAACGGGGAGCUUUGUCGAAGGGCGGACUUCACGACGAUCGGUCUAUCCACCGAGGAGACGAAGGACAUGAACAUACGACUGGAGAAGCAGUCGGAGUUGAAGGGUAGCAGCGAGGCACGCACAAAGGCCAAUGCGAAUCGAAAGGAACGUGACAAGAGGCGCAAUCUUUUGGGUCUGUCAUCCAAGAACUUCACGAAGCGUUUGGGUUGGGAUGCUACUCUGGGCAAGCAUUAUAUACUUCCUGAUGAUGCAUGA